Messenger RNA from Strongylus vulgaris, 116 nucleotides. NCBI's taxonomy places the organism in Eukaryota, Metazoa, Nematoda, Chromadorea, Rhabditida, Strongylidae. The record is from the annotation of a GenBank genome assembly.
AUGCCAGGUGGACAAAAACCUAUUUCUACCAGUAAAGGAUUACGGCACACAGAAGAUGAGAUGGGUAAAUUACAGAUAAUUCCGGAACCACUGUUUACCCUAAUUCUACAGUGAGG